Messenger RNA from Theobroma cacao (cacao), 1560 nucleotides. RefSeq names its product protein MID1-COMPLEMENTING ACTIVITY 1-like. Gene Ontology annotation, biological process: cell surface receptor signaling pathway. NCBI's taxonomy places the organism in Eukaryota, Viridiplantae, Streptophyta, Magnoliopsida, Malvales, Malvaceae. The record is from RefSeq and is a predicted model, not a curated record.
AAUACAGUACCAAGAAAGAAAAAGUGAAAGCAUGUUAUUAACAACACGUUACAAAGCAGGAGAAAAGCAAUAAAACCCCAAGAAGGACUCAACCAGCAACUCUCUUUAGAACAAAUCAACCAUAAAAAGCUAGGAGGAUCAGAUUAGGCGUAAUGAAGAACCACAAGCCAGACUUGAAGUGAUUGAAGAAUUGUGAUUCUUUGUCCUUUUCAAUAAGAACACAGGCUCUCUUUUUGUGUUUUUUUAGUGUAUAAUCACAGGAGCUAAGCACAAGGUCACGCAACUUUUCAAACAAAAACUCUCUCUGUCUCUUUCUCUUCUUCCUAAAGUACUACUUAAAACUACUGAUCCAAGUUGGUUAACAAGCAUGGCUCCAGGAUUGAACUCUUUGGGGCUGACGACCCUGAUCCUAUCAUCAGCAAGAAACGCCUCGAUGCACCGGAACAACUGCGAGCAGCUGGCUGAGCAUGUGAAGCUGAUAGGAAACCUGUUAGAGAAGCUGAAAUCGACGAACCUGGUAACUCUGCCAGCGGUAAAAGAACCAUUGGAUGGCCUGGACGAGGCCCUGAAGAAAGCUUUGGACUUGGUGGAGAGUUGCAGGGACAAAAGCUGCCUUUACAUGCUUGCCCUGGGAUGGAGCAUCGUCUACCAGUUUCGCCGAGUCCAAGCUGAGACUGAUCGAUACCUUCAGCUCGUGCCUUUGAUUUCACUUGUUCAUGAAUUUCAAAUGCAAAACUUGGAGGAAUGCUUGCAGGCAAUCGAACAGGAUCAGAGGGAAUACAGUCUGGACGAAGAGGAUGUAGAAGCCCAGAGGGUUAUACUAAAACCUGACAGAACAAAGAAAGAUGCAAACAUAUUGGAGAAAUCCCUGUCUCGCAGGUACCCUGACCUGAGAUUCCAGGAAGCUUUGCAAGAAGAAAAAGAGAAGCUGCACGUUGAGCUGCAGCGAUCACGAACCAUUGAUGAUUCUAAGCAGUCCCGUGUGAUUGAACAUCUCAUCGAUGUAACUGAAAAUGUUGUUAAUGUGCUUCCUGGGAAGGAGGUUCAUAAGCUUCUUGUGAAUGAGCCAGCUUAUGUCUUAGCGGGGUACAUGACCAAUGAAAAACCUGGAGGCAGAGAACUUGGGUUGAAGACUGAAGAACGAUGUCAAUCCGAAUGGCAGGUUGAUCUUUUCGAUUGUUGCAGUGAACCUUGUUUAAGCUUGAAGACCUGCUUCUAUCCUUGUGGAGUUUUCUCAAGCAUAACAAAUGUUGUCUCCAAGGGAAAAACAUCUCGAGAACAAGCCAUCAGUGAUCUAAUGGCAUACUCCCUGAUCUGUGGCUGCCGUUGUUACUCUUGUUGCAUACGGAAGAAACUGAGAGAACUUUUCAACAUAAAGGGAGGUUCAGGCGAUGACUAUCUAACCCAUCUCAUUUGCUGCUGCUGCGCGAUGGUUCAGGAGUGGCGCGAGCUGGAGGCCAGAGGCUUUGAAGGAUGUGAAGGGAGAGAGAUAAUUCCUCCACCAUACCAGUACAUGAAGCCUUAAUAUCCCUCGAUAUACCAACAUAAAUUGACUGCAAA